Messenger RNA from Sesamum indicum (sesame), 2286 nucleotides. Lineage: Eukaryota; Viridiplantae; Streptophyta; Magnoliopsida; Lamiales; Pedaliaceae. The record is from RefSeq and is a predicted model, not a curated record.
AUGGCACCACCUACAAAAUCCGCGGCGGAAGCAACACAGAACAACGAUGCGGCCAUCAAAAGUUUGCAGCGGGAGAUUCUUCCAUCGAAUAACUUGUGGAUCGGUAAUUUGUCACCAAAUGUGACAGAUUUUGAGUUAAAGCAUCUGUUUGCCGCUCAUGGAGAAGUGAUCGGCAUUAAUUUAUUCCCUCCCCGUCGUUAUGCCUUUGUGCACUUCAAGGAAACCGAGGGCGCGACCUUGGCAAGGCAUGGUCUGCAAGGCUAUGUUCUUCACGGGAAGCCUCUCGUGAUUAAUUUCGCUAAACCGGCUAAACUGUCCAAUAUCUUAUGGGUGGGUGGAAUCAACCAAUGUGUUAGCAAAGAAGAAUUACAGAAAGAGUUCGUCAAGUUCGGCCAAAUCAAAAAAUUUAGAUAUCUCAGGGACCAACACAUCGCAUACAUUUAUUACAUGAGCGUAGAAGAAGCUGCUGAAGCACUGAAAAGUAUGAAUGGGAAACCAAUUAGUGGUGAUAAAAUACACGUGGAUUUUCUCAAGUCACAGUCUCCGAGAGAAUCAGAGCAGGGUGCAGGUCCAAGGGAAGGACAGCUUCGCCAAAGGAACUUGGUGCCUUCUGGGAUUCAGUGGACGGCAGAACAUUCCUUGACAAAUUAUCCAGACUCCAGUCUUGCUGGGGCUAAAAACCAAAAUCAAUCCCUUCACAUAGGCUCUCAAGAAGGUGGCUCACAGUGUAGUAAAGUGUUACUGAUAAGAUAUCCUCCUCCUCUUGUCAUAGAAAAACACAUGCUUCAUGGUGCAUUGUCCCAAACAGAGGAAGAAGCUUCAUGUGCUAGAGAGUGUUUACAAGGGAAACUUUUUAAUGAUCCAAGGAUUUCAAUUGAGUUCUCCAGUAGUGAGCCUGGCCGGAGAGCACGGUUAAGUGAAUGUCCAUAUCCACCCGUUCAGACGGACAUGCUAGACCUUGACCGCCCAGUUUUAGCAUCGUUUGGACCUCAUCGUCCUGAUGUAGUCACGAGACCAAUCACCGCUCCGCGUGUUACGUUUGGACCGGUGGUUCCAGGCCCCGGUCACCAAACUCCUGCUGGAGAUCCAAAUUUGAGAAGGCUAUCAUCUGCACCUGGAAUGAUCUCUUUUUCUUCUCCAGGUUUUAGUAUUCCGGACAAACGUGUAUCUGGUGCUUGGGAUGGUUUUCAUUCUAAUGAGCUUCACAGAGAGUCUAAAAGAUCAAGAUUUGAUGCUCCUUUGUCUGCUGAGAUAAUGAAAACUGAAGGUGAGAAUUAUCUUACCACACUAAGCGUCACAACCGGUGCAGUCGGGCAUCAUAGUGAUUGCAUAUGGAGGGGCAUUGUUGCAAAGGGUGGAUUGCCUGUUUGUCGUGCUCGCUGUGUUGCUAUAGGAGAACGGAUAGAUACUCAUCUGCCUAAUGUAGUUAAUUGCUCUGGACGGAUCAGACUGGACGUGUUGAGUAAAAAAUACGCUAGUGCUAUUGGGUUCAAUCUACUUCUGUUCUUGCCUGAUGGCGAAGAGGAUUUUGCUUCAUACACGGAGUUCCUGAGCUAUCUGAUUGCCAAAGACCGGGCUGGAGUGGCAAAGUUAGAUGAUGGUACCAUGUUGUUUUUGGUCCCUCCAUCUAAUUUUCUAUCGAAGGUUCUUGAUGCUUCUGCACCCUUACGCCUGCACGGAUUAGUGCUAAAGUUUUCUGAACCAGCGUCCAACAGCAGAUCCAUGAGUGCAUUGCCAAUUCAGCCUCAGUAUGGGGACACACACAAAGAGACUUACUUGCAAACAGGAUAUAAUGUUGUGUAUCCGGAACAAAGGCCAUUGCCGGUUACUUAUUCUGGGGUUUUGCCCAAGGUUUCAAUAUCACCACCAGAAGCGCCUCGUCUUCUAAGUAGCUCUUUACAGGGGCACUCCGUUGCACCACCUGAUGUUAACAUUUUUGGGGGUGAGGCAAUAGAUCAUCAUGGAACUGAUGCUUCAAAGUUUGCUAGUUCAUCGAAUAUCCAGCAAGAAGCAUGUCGUGUGCCAUUAGCCAAUCAGUCUAAUGUCAAUGAUGUGUCUAAACCGUUGCCUUCUGAAGUGGAGUGCAAACAUCAGAAUCAACAGUUUCAGACUGCUGUAAAUCGGGAAGUCCAUGAAAGAACUGAAACAGAGGCUGAGAAAAAUGAGCGGUAUAGGAAACUAUUGUCGUUUGCAGCCAAUCUCCUUUCCCGAGUACGCCAACAACGUGACAGUCCACCCGAGAAUGGUACGAGAGUCGAUGAAAGUGCACCCUCAUCAGGCAACUAG